AUUCCGGCGCCGUAUGGGGGAGCAUGCACCAAUUGUGCCAAGGCGAAAUGCAGGUGUACGUACCGGGCGGGUGAAGACACCCAAAGGUGUUAUCGGCUGGGGAAACAGUGCACUUUACAGGUAUCGGCGCGCAGGUGGAACGACAGGCAGACCAACAGCUCGCGCAUAGCACACUUGGAGCAGAAGGUUGAGGAUCUCCUUGGGCUGCUGAAGAGCCAGACAGCUGCUGGGCUGGCCCGACCAUCUGCCGAGCCCGGUUACAGCCCUGGCCCUGGACGUGAUGUUAUCACGACCUUCUCCAGCGCUAGCUCCACAGCACACAGUCUUGGCAGUCUUGGAGAGGCGCCAUCAGAAGAGGGUGGUGUGCAGGACCAAGAUGACCUCGCUCAGAGCCUCCCGCCCAAUGGAUAUCUCAACCGUCCUCCCUUCCUAUCAGAGAAGGUGCCAGCAUCUUUGCGUUUUGGUGCAGUCCCGGCAAAGGCUUCGCAAGGCCAGAGCAGAGCCGCAAUUUUGACAGAACGCUUGACGCCGGACGAGGCUGAACAAAACCUUGUAGAGUUCCGGGCCCACUACGGUUCUGCCUGUCCGUUCGUCUACCUGCCCCCCGAGGUGACAUCGCAGCAGCUUCUUGAGGAAAAGCCCUUCACGUGGCUCAACAUCAUGGCCGUGACGACCAAGUCACUUCGUCAACAGCAGCUGAUGCAUGGCGCGGUCAGGCAACAGCUCGCAGAUGAGAUGGUGUUGGCGAACGAGAAGAGCAUAGAUCUGCUCUACGGUCUCUUGAUUUAUAUAUCAUGGUCACACACACAUCGAGGGACCAAACCACAUCUCACCCUGAUGGGCACCCUUGUCCAGUCGCUUGUCUACGACCUCGUGCUACAUAAACCACUAGCCGAAUCCUCGAAUGUCACCUUCUUCACGAAUUACGCCUGUGCCGAACCACCAGAAAAGGAUCGUGCUGAGGCCAACCGAGCUAUCCUCGGGGCAUAUCUGAUCACAUCCAUAGUGGCCACGAGCCACAAACGGCUUGAGCCUCUGAGAUGGACCCCGUUUCUUGACGAGUGCCUUGAGAGCCUCUCACAAGAGCCCGAGUGGGUUGGAGACCAGAGUCUGGUGCUUCUGGUGAAGUACCAGCUCGUCAUUGACCAGAUGUGUGGUGACAAGGCAGACCAGGCACCACAGCACCCGCAGUCCAGAGGAGCAGCACCUCCAACCUUUUAUAUUGAUGCUUUGCGGGCACAUGUCCAGAAUAUUGGGCGUCAGACUCCCGUAGAGCUCGAGUCCGAAGAAAACGUCCUAAGCUCCUCCCUUUACGCCGAACUCGUCAUAAACGAAAGUGCCAUUCACCCGACUACUGAUACUACCACGGCCACCCCCACGCAAAGCCCAGACCUACAGCGCCACGCUCUCCUCGCUUCUGAGCUCUCCAUCGUCCGUCGCUGGCUCGACAUGUUCUUCGCCAUCACGCCAUCCCGCUACUGGGCGCUUGGAUUCUCCUUCUGGAGCCAGCUUGCGCACAUGCUCAUUGUGCUGUUUCGCCUCACCGUACGCGUCGACCCGGCAUGGGAUCCUGCAGCCGUACACGCGGCGCUGGAUAUCUCGGUCGUGUGUGACAGGCUGGCGGGAGGAUUUGCCGAGGCAUCGGCCGCUCGAUGGCAUGAUGAGGGCGAGGACAACGAGGAUGACGUCCCGAUGGAUUUCUUCGCCAAAUGUCAUCAGUGGAUUCUUCGGCUGCGAGAGCGGUGGCUGGCCGAGAUCGAGGCUGUGAAUGUUCGGAAGGGUGGCGGAGAAAGCGUCAGGGCCAAUGGGGAAGACUAUGGCGCCACCUUGAUCGACGCUGAAGAGGUGGACUUUGAUGACGGCACGGCUGCGAGUUCCUUGGCGAUGUCGCUCUUUGCUCAGCCUGGAGGCCCCUGGCUGACAGACGUGUUCACGUCGUCGUGGGACUAG
Molecule: messenger RNA, 1950 nt
Organism: Cryphonectria parasitica EP155
Lineage: Eukaryota; Fungi; Ascomycota; Sordariomycetes; Diaporthales; Cryphonectriaceae
Exons: 7
Biological process (GO): regulation of DNA-templated transcription
Cellular component (GO): nucleus
Molecular function (GO): transcription cis-regulatory region binding; DNA-binding transcription factor activity, RNA polymerase II-specific; zinc ion binding
Source: RefSeq, a predicted model, not a curated record